Molecule: messenger RNA, 917 nt
Organism: Ipomoea triloba (trilobed morning glory)
Lineage: Eukaryota; Viridiplantae; Streptophyta; Magnoliopsida; Solanales; Convolvulaceae
Product: germin-like protein subfamily 1 member 13
Exons: 2
Coding region: 35-721 (228 amino acids)
Cellular component (GO): cell wall
Molecular function (GO): manganese ion binding
Source: RefSeq, a predicted model, not a curated record
UUAGCUUCUCUUACUCUAUUCUUCUCUGCUAAACAUGGCUCUUAGGUUUCUUUUGGUCGCCAUUGGCGUUAUGGCUUUGGCAUCUUCAUUUGCCAAUGCAUCAGAUCCCGAUCCUUUGCAGGAUUUUUGUGUUGCAAUUGAUGAUCCCAAGGAUGUUUUGUUCGUGAAUGGAAAGUUUUGCAAGAAUCCGGAUGAUGUCAAUGCUGAUGACUUCCUUUUUCGGGGCCUUAAUAAGCCUGGAGACACGUCAAAUCCGCUUGGUUCUAAGGUCUCAACCGUGAAUGUGGCCAAUAUAACAGGUCUAAAUACUCUCGGCAUUUCAUUGGCUCGUAUUGAUUUUGCACCCUAUGGUCUGAAUCCUCCUCACACCCACCCUAGAGCAACUGAAGUCCUUGCUGUCUUGGAGGGCACCCUCUACGUUGGGUUCGUUCUUUCUAACCCACCACCAGGAAUGAAGAACAAGCUUUUUACAAAGACAUUAUAUCCCGGAGAUGUUUUUGUAUUCCCAGAAGGUCUCAUUCAUUUCCAAUUCAACAUAGGAAAAACUCAAGCUGUUGCAUUUGCUGGUCUGAGUAGCCAAAAUCCAGGAGUGAUUACUAUUGCCAAUGCUGUCUUUGGUUCUGAUCCACCAAUCAAUCCUGAUGUUCUCACUAAAGCUUUCCAAGUUGAUGACAAAGUGAUUCAAUAUCUUCAAUCACAAUUUUGGUAUGACAACAACUAGAAUUGAAUUAAGCUGGUACACAUUGAAGGUUCUUCCUUCACUAGAUACAUAAUUAUUAAUAUUAAUAAAUAAACCACCCUAGCUAUGGCCUAUGGUGCGCUUAUAAACUCAUACAUACUGAAUGUUAUAAUUGAGAUAUUAUCUCAUACUGUAUUUGUUAUUUUGACUUUGUGUGGAAGUAUACGUGUAUUGUCUA